GCCUCCAGUCCCGCGCCAUCCUCCUUGAGCACCGUGGAGGCCCGCCUGGCAAAGCUGGAUGCCGAACUGCAGCAGACCCUCAAAGUUCCGCAGAUUGAGGAGUACCUGGAAGCAGAGAGGGCUGCAACGACAGCGCAACUCGAAGAUUUUGCAAAGGUCCUGCACGAGCAUGAGGUAAGUAUGGCGAAGGUGGUCAUGAAUCCGUCUACAAGCUUGCAGAAACGUGAAGAAGAGAGUCGACCACCAUUUUUUGAGGAGCCUUUGCCGAAGCUCUUGGAGGGAAGGCAUAUCAAAGCGCAGCUGGAUGACUUCAACCAAAGCAUUGUCGGCCUCAGAAGUGACCUACAGGUUCUUGCUGCGCAAACCGAGUGGCGCUUGGGAGCUUUGGAAAAGGUUGGGCGCAUUCAAGAAUCCGCACCAUGA
Durusdinium trenchii is the source of this 423-nucleotide messenger RNA. The record is from the annotation of a GenBank genome assembly. NCBI's taxonomy places the organism in Eukaryota, Dinophyceae, Suessiales, Symbiodiniaceae.